AUGUCCUUACUGAUCACUUCAUCGACAAUUUCCCCAAUUCCUCUUCCCACACCCGAUGCCGUUCAGCGAGCAGUAUUCGAAUUUGUCAAAGCUUUCUAUGGUAUCGUUAUCCCACUCAUGGUCAUCAUUCUGUUGAUUGCCAUCAUCGGCAACGGAGUGAUUUGUGUGUCAUCUCGUCAUCUGCCUUCCCCCGUCUCUCCAUAUCUCAAAUUGUGCGUUUCUCUGUCAGCCGCUGAUCUCUGGGCGGCCACUCUUCUCAUUGCAGGUUUAUUGGUGAAUUCAUAUCUGCCCGUCGUACUCGGGAUACGACAAAAAUUCGUUUGCAUGGAAGCCUUUCUAGAAGCAUUUCGGGUGGCCGCAAUGCUGACAUCGGAUUGGCAUCUUUUCGCGUUGGCUGUCAAUCAAUUUGUGGGCACAAUGUGGCCAUUGAAAUAUCGAAUGUUGGUGACAACGCGUCGCAUGCGCUUUCUCCUCGGCGCUCUCUGGGUGAUCCCAUUGAUCAUUGUAUUUGGAUGGUUUACCUGGUCUGCCGAUGACGGUCUUCGUUCUCCCGAAUGUUCCUUCUUUUUCUACAAUCGUUUCCCCUUCCGCGCAUCGGUUUUUCUUCUUUUUACCGUCCCGCUUUUGGCUACCUUGGUUCUUUACACUCUGAUCGUUGCCCAUUUGAUGAAAGCUAAAGCUGAAUUUGAGUCGAAAAGCGGUCGAAAUGAGAGUCAAUUAUCGAUUCACCGAGUUGGUAUGGGGAAAAGUGUUGUGGCGGGUAAAUUGAAGCUCGUCUGGACGACACUUCUCAUUCUUCUCUCGUUUUGUCUCUCAUGGGGUUUAUGUGUUCUCUACUUUACGCUGGUUUGCGAGGAGGGCUGUCUAUUGAAAUAUCGUGUUUCUCUUUCAUUUUAUGCUUCACUCUGGAUCAAUACAGCUGUCAAUUUUAUGGUGAUGAUGAAAUUAGCGUCGAAUCCUUUCAUCUACACGCUGAGGAUACGAAAAUUCCGGAAAAGUGUUCACUGUUUGAUCAGAAAGAUUAAGAUUAUUGUAGAAUACUCUUUAGCUCUUUUGGUGGCCUUUGUGCUCAUCAAUGUAAACGCAUUCGCACGAAAAAUUGCCAUUUUACGCGCC
Mesorhabditis belari is the source of this 1116-nucleotide messenger RNA. The record is from the annotation of a GenBank genome assembly. NCBI's taxonomy places the organism in Eukaryota, Metazoa, Nematoda, Chromadorea, Rhabditida, Rhabditidae.